Molecule: messenger RNA, 2597 nt
Organism: Xenopus tropicalis (tropical clawed frog)
Lineage: Eukaryota; Metazoa; Chordata; Amphibia; Anura; Pipidae
Product: extracellular calcium-sensing receptor
Exons: 6
Coding region: 1-2289 (762 amino acids)
Biological process (GO): G protein-coupled receptor signaling pathway
Cellular component (GO): membrane; plasma membrane
Molecular function (GO): G protein-coupled receptor activity
Source: RefSeq, a predicted model, not a curated record
AUGCCCUCUUCUGCCUUAGACUUGGCAAUGAGGUCUUAUGAGGAAAAGAAAGAGGAAAAAUUUUAUCGCUUCCUACUCGCAAUGGUGUUUGCAAUCAUGGAAAUUAAUCAAUCAAAUGACCUUUUACCCAAUAUAACACUGGGCUUCCACCUCUAUGAUUCCUGUUAUAAUGAGAUUAGCUAUGGUUCUGUGCUGCCUUUAUUGAGCAAUAAAAUUCAGUUUCCAUCCUUCUUCAGGACAGUAUAUAAUGCUGACGAUGAUUUUUUUGGCAUUGCUCAUGUGGUUAAGUACUUCAACUGGACCUGGGUGGGUAUUAUAUCCUCAAACAAUGAACUGAGGAUAUUGGGUGCUCAAAUUGUAACUAGAGAAAUAGAGAAGAAUGGUGGAUGCAUUGCAUUUCAAGAGACACUUCCUAUAAUCAACUCCAUGGAGUCUGUCUACCGUAUCAUUGGUCUUGUCAAGAGAUCAAGAGCAACAGUGAUCAUUUUAUUCUGUUCCAUAGAAGUCCUUGUCCCUUUAAUGGAACAGGCUUCUUUUCACAAUAUCACUGGCAAAGUGUGGGUGGAAAUGGCAGGCUGGUCCAUUACUUCUGACUUCCCUAGGACUGACAUCUUAACAACCUUAAAUGGGAGCCUUUCACUAUCACCUCAAAAGGGGAAAAUUCCAGGCUUUAAGGAGUUUCUUUAUAGCAUCCAUCAGUCUAGAUUUCCAGAUGAUCCUUACAUGAAGUCAUUUUGGGAGAAUGCUUUUCACUGUAUUUGGCCAGGAAAUGAUGCAGUCAAUAAUACAUCUCCAGCACUGCUUAAAGAAGAGAUUGUUUGGUGCACAGGAGAGGAGAGACUGGACAGUAUUGAUCCCAAUAUGUAUGAUGUCUAUAACUUUAUAUAUUCAUAUAGAACACAUAACGCAGUCUUUGCAGUAGCUCAUGCUUUGCACCAGAUGAAGAACUGUGUUCCAGGGAAAGGGCCUUUCAAGAAUGGAUCUUGUGCUGAUAUUUAUAACCACCGGCCUUGGCAGCUGCUUCAUUACCUCAGAAAGGUAGACUUCAACAACACAGCAGGAGAAAGAAUAUAUUUUGAUGAGAAUGGGGAUGUCCCUCAGUCUGUGGAGAUUUUGAACUGGCAGCUGUUCCCUAAUGGAAGUAAUCAGUAUGUCUCUAUUGGUAGUUUUGAUUCCGGCUCUCUAAAUGGCGAGGGGCUCAGUAUUCAGCUAAACAAGAUUUUAUGGAAUGGAGGACACAGCCAAGUCCCGAGUUCGGUUUGCAGUGAUCCAUGUCCCAAAGGCUACAGAAGAGCUGCAAUUCAGGGCCAGAAGAUCUGCUGCUUUGAUUGUCUGCCAUGUUCUGAAGGAGAGAUUCUCAACCCAAAUGAUGACAGUAAAUGUCUCAAGUGUCCAGAAGACAAAUGGCCUGAUAGCAGAAAAGAAGAGUGCCUACCAAAACCCAUUCAGUUCCUUUCUUAUGAAGAGACACUGGGCUCCGUUUUAGCUUGUAUUUCAGUCUUGUUUUGUCUCCUUACAUUUUCAGUGUUCUGCCUGUUUAUAAUCAAAAGAAAUACCCCCAUAGUGAAGGCAAAUAACAGAGAUCUCAGUUACCUACUUCUCAUCUCCCUUAUGUUUGGCUUCAUGUGUUCCUUAGCAUUCAUUGGCAGACCCAACCGGAUAAUGUGCAUGAUACGCCAGGUCAUGUUUGCUGUCAUUUUUUCACUUUGCGUUUCUACCAUACUAGCAAAGACUAUCACUGUCGUAAUGAUAUUUAGAGCUACUAAUCCAGACAGUAAACUAAAGAAACUAGUGGGAUUACGAAUACCCAUUUAUAUUGUCCCAGUGUGUACCAUGGUUCAGAUAAUUCUAUGCAUAGUUUGGCUGACCACAGACGCUCCAUUUGCAGAGUUCAAUAUGGCAGCAGAAAUAGGAAUAAUAGUGAUUGAGUGCAAUGAAGGGUCCAGGGUGUUAUUUGUUUCUGUCUUGGGGUACAUGGGUCUCUUAGCUUCCGUUAGUUUAUUUGUUGCCUUUCUGGCUAGGAAGCUCCCUGACACAUUUAAUGAGACCAAGUUCAUUACAUUCAGUAUGUUGGUAUUUGCCAGUGUUUGGGUGACAUUUAUACCUGCUUAUCUCAGUACCAAGGGGAAACAGACAGUGGCAGUAGAAAUCUUUGCCAUUCUCUCUUCAAGUGCUGGGUGUCUUUUUUGCAUCUUCUCCCCAAAAUGUUAUAUAAUAUUAUUGCACCCAGAAAUGAACAGCAGACAGUACAUCACAGGGAGAAAUGCUAGAAACCAAGGGAUACAAUAGGCAUCUGAACUUAUCUGUAUUUUAUUAGAAUUACAUAUACUAAUUGAUUCCCCACAUUAUGGAUUCUGAAACAUUCAUCUUUACACUCUACAUUAUACAGUAUAUGAGCACAGAUGCCAACAUAUUGAGUUUAAAUGUAAAAAGCAGUCAUCUGUUUUGAACUCUUCUGCUUUAGAGUGUUCUCCUGCUUCAUCUUUGGAAUGUACCAUGUAUCUGAAACAUGAGGCUAGAAUAUUGUAUAUUGUCUAUGGUGUGUUUUGCAAAAAAACAGAAAAUGUUUUAAAAAUGUAAUAAAAUGUUCCCUGUUC